AUGGAUGUUGACAAUAAAGCUAAGUUAUAUAUUAAAGAUAAAAAAGUUGGAGAAGGAACCUAUGCUAUUGUUUAUUUAGAAACAGGUCGGCAAUUAUCUACAAAUAGGAAAGUAGCUAUUAAAAAAAUAAAAAUUGGUCAAUUAAAAGAGGGUCUUGAUAUAUCUGCAAUCCGUGAAGUUAAAUUUCUCCGAGAAAUUAAACAUGAAAAUAUUAUAGAGCUUAUUGAUGUAUUUUCAUCAAAAAAAAAUUUGAACUUAAUUCUUGAAUUCCUUACAUCUGAUCUUGAAAUAAUUAUUAAAGAUAAGUCACUUGUUUUCUCAUCUUCUGAUAUAAAAUCAUGGUUGCUUAUGACAUUACGUGGUCUACAUUAUCUUCAUUCGUACUUUAUUCUUCAUCGUGAUCUUAAACCAAACAAUCUUCUUAUUGACGUAAAUGGUGUUCUUAAAAUUGCUGAUUUUGGACUUGCAAGGGAUUUUGGAAAUCCAUACGUGAAUAUGACUAGUCAAGUUGUAACACGUUGGUAUCGUUCUCCAGAAUUGCUUUUUGGUGCAAAAUCAUAUGGCACUGGUGUUGAUAUAUGGUCUAUAGGCUGCAUAUUUGCAGAACUUAUGCUUCGUACACCAUAUCUUCCAGGAAAUACAGAUGUUGAUCAACUUGAUACUAUUUUUCGAGCAUUAGGAACACCAACAGAUGAAGAUUGGCCAGGAAUGCGCCAACUUCCAGAUUUUGUAGAAUUCAAGCAAUAUCCAAAACCUGCACAUCAUAGAGAUCUUUUUACCGCAGCAGGUGAAGAAGAGCUUCAUUUAUUAGAAUGGUUACUAUUAUUUGAUCCAUUAAAACGUCCAUCUGCAAAACAAGCUCUCAAAAGUAAGUAUUUUUCUAGUUAUCCACGACCAACUCAUCCAUCACAAUUGCCAAAAAGAAAAAUUAUUGAAGGAAAUGAAACAGAUUUUAAUAAUUUUAAACAAGAAUAUGAAAAUAUGAACGAUAUAGAAUUUGAUACAAAACCUAUUGCACGUAAACUUGUUUUUUAA
Messenger RNA from Pneumocystis jirovecii RU7, 1035 nucleotides. RefSeq lists its product as uncharacterized. The record is from RefSeq and is a predicted model, not a curated record. Gene Ontology annotation, molecular function: cyclin-dependent protein serine/threonine kinase activity; ATP binding; RNA polymerase II CTD heptapeptide repeat kinase activity. Bases 1 to 1035 code for a protein of 344 amino acids. Gene Ontology annotation, biological process: protein phosphorylation; positive regulation of transcription by RNA polymerase II. Gene Ontology annotation, cellular component: transcription factor TFIIH holo complex; nucleus; cytoplasm. NCBI's taxonomy places the organism in Eukaryota, Fungi, Ascomycota, Pneumocystomycetes, Pneumocystales, Pneumocystaceae. The transcript has 4 exons.